GGGUGGUUUUGCUGGGAACAUGAAAAGAAUAGGUACAUAUGCUUACUGCCUUGUUCUUUUCUGGUGUUUUUGGUUGUCUGAGUUUCAUCUUGUCUUUACAAUUACUGAGAAAGAGAUCUUGCUUCAAUUCAAGGGUAACAUUUCCACUGACCCAUUUCAAAGUUUGAGUUCUUGGGACCCUAGUAAAAGUCCUUGCCAAGAUUAUAGUGGUGUGGCCUGCAAUUCAGAUGGAAAGGUAGAGAAGAUUGUGUUGUAUAAUACUAGCCUGGAGGGAGAGCUUUCUCCUGCCUUAUCAGGCUUGAAAUCCUUGCGCACUCUUAUGUUGUUCGGGAAUCGAUUCACAGGAAACAUUCCCGGGGAUUAUGGUGGGAUUGAAUCUUUAUGGAAGAUUAAUUUGAGCUCCAAUGCCUUAUCCGGGUCAAUCCCAGAAUCUCUUGGGGGUCUGCCAAAUUUAAGGUUUCUUGAUCUGUCUAGAAAUGAGUACACUGGGGAGAUUCCUCCAGCUUUGUUCAAGACUUGCACCAAAACGCGUUUCAUCUCGCUCUCACACAAUGGCCUUUCUGGUUCGAUUCCCGAAUCAAUUGGGAACUGCCAGAGUUUAGAAGGGUUGGAUUUUUCGUUUAACAAUAUCGGUGGCAAUUUGCCUUCACAAAUCUGUGAUAUCCCUGGAAUGGUGUACUUGUCCUUGAGAAACAAUGUACUAGAAGGAAGUGUUCAAGAACAGGUCUCGUCUUGUCAAAGAUUAGAGCUUUUGGAUCUCGGAAGCAAUUUGUUUACUGGUAUUGCCCCUUUUGAGGUCCUUUCGUCGGUAAACCUCACAUAUUUCAAUAUUUCUAAUAACGAGUUUCAGGGAGAGAUUCGGAAUAUUGAGACGUGUAAUCAGAGAUUAGAAGUUCUGGAUGUUUCGAGGAAUGAUUUCUAUGGGGAAAUUCCUUCGGACAUUGCGAAAUGCAGUUCUCUAAAGUAUUUGGACUUGGGGUAUAAUAAACUCAAUGGAACUAUACCAGUUGGGAUUGCAGAUCUGAAAAACCUCCGGCUUAUUCGAUUGGCAAAUAAUACUAUUACGGGGAUGAUCCCGAACCAGUUAGGGAGCAUUGAGUUGCUUGAAGUUCUCGAUUUGCAUAAUCUCUUGUUAAUCGGUGAAAUCCCAGAUCAGAUUAGCAACUUCAAGUAUCUUCUUGAGAUGGAUAUUUCAGGGAAUCGGAUACAAGGAGAGAUACCACAGAAGCUUUACAACAUGUCGAACCUCAAGAUUCUCGACCUACAUCAUAACCAGAUUGAUGGGAGCAUUCCGACGACAAUAGGGAAUUUGUCUAACUUGCAUUAUUUGGAUUUAUCAGAAAACCGGUUAGCUGGAUCAAUUCCAGUUAGUCUCGGGAGCUUGAAAAACCUAACUCAUUUCAAUGUUUCUUACAAUCUUCUAUCCGGGGAGAUCCCUUCGAACGAGACCAUCCAAAGCUUUGGAGCCUCAGCGUUCCUUAACAAUAGCGGUCUCUGUGGGCCCCCACUCGAUCCAUGCUCCCCCGGUGGCACUGCUUCAGAAGGCGGGAACGGGAAGCCUAAGUUGAGCCCUUCUACAAUCGUUGCUAUUGUUGCUGCUGCUAUAAUUCUUGCGGGUGUCAUUGUAAUAACGAUUAUCAAUAUGAAGGCUCGUAAGCGGAGAAGAGUAGAGGAGACGAUGAUCGUCGAGAGCACUCCACUCGCUUCAUCCGAUUCGAAUGUCAUUAUUGGAAAGCUCGUUCUUUUCAGCAAAACUUUGCCAUCGAAGUACGAGGAUUGGGAGGUUGGCACUAAGGCUUUGCUUGACAAGGAGUGUCUGAUUGGCGGGGGAUCAAUUGGAACGGUUUAUAAAUCCAGCUUCGAAGGUGGGGUUUCCAUUUCCGUUAAAAAGCUAGAGACCCUGGGAAGAAUCAGAAACCAAGAUGAAUUUGAACAAGAAAUCGGACGGUUAGGAAACCUCGAACAUCCUAAUCUUGUCCCUUUACAAGGCUACUACUGGUCUUCCAGUAUGCAGUUAAUACUAUCCGAGUUUGUUCAAAACGGGAACCUGUACGAGAAUCUACACGGGGUUAACUAUCCCGGAACCAGCACGGGUGUGGGUAAUCCCGAACUAAACUGGCCCCGAAGAUUCAGGAUUGCGUUGGGGACAGCCAGGGCGCUAGCCUUCCUUCACCACGACUGCAAGCCUCCUGUCCUCCAUCUCAACGUGAAGUCCACGAAUGUACUCCUGGACGAAAACUACGAGGCCAAAUUGUCGGACUAUGGUUUGGUAAAGCUACUCCCCCUUCUUGACAAUUACGGGCUAACCAAAUUCCACAAUGCAGUUGGGUAUGUUGCACCCGAGUUGGCUCAGAGUAUGAGACUGAGCGACAAGUGUGACGUUUAUAGUUUCGGAGUGAUCCUGCUGGAGCUGGUCACCGGGAGGAAACCCGUGGAGAGCCCGGCAGCGAACGAGGUAGUGAUUUUGUGUGAAUAUGUUAGGGGGUUGAUAGAGAGGGGCGCGGCUUCAGACUGUUUUGAUACGAGUUUGCGGGGGUUCGUAGAAAAUGAGUUGAUUCAAGUUAUGAAAUUAGGCUUGAUUUGUACUUGUGAAAUUCCUUUGAGAAGACCAAGCAUGGCUGAGGUUGUUCAGGUGCUUGAGUCCAUCAGAAAUGGUUCAGAAUCAUAACAACAUUGGAGGAGAGGAUGUAGGUGUUCUUGGGUAGAAAGAUUCUUUUGUAUUCAUUUUGGGAUUAUUUAUCAACUCUUCUUUUUCAAGUUCCCAAUUUAAUAAGAGGAACAUUUCUUUUA
Messenger RNA from Ipomoea nil (Japanese morning glory), 2790 nucleotides. RefSeq names its product probable LRR receptor-like serine/threonine-protein kinase At1g12460. The coding region runs from base 20 to 2668 and encodes 882 amino acids. Gene Ontology annotation, molecular function: protein kinase activity; protein binding; ATP binding. Lineage: Eukaryota; Viridiplantae; Streptophyta; Magnoliopsida; Solanales; Convolvulaceae. The record is from RefSeq and is a predicted model, not a curated record. Gene Ontology annotation, biological process: protein phosphorylation. The transcript is spliced from 2 exons.